Messenger RNA from Saccostrea echinata, 1487 nucleotides. Its product is annotated as coiled-coil domain-containing protein 89-like. Bases 40 to 1155 code for a protein of 371 amino acids. Lineage: Eukaryota; Metazoa; Mollusca; Bivalvia; Ostreida; Ostreidae. The transcript is spliced from 7 exons. The record is from RefSeq and is a predicted model, not a curated record.
GCUUUGCUUAUUGAAUAAAUGUAACGAAAAAAGCCAGAGAUGUCGAACACAAGAAAUCCAAAGGACAUUAGAGGCAUGGUGACGGGCAGUGAACGGGUAACUGCGUUUGAUAUGGUUGAUGUCCAUUUGGCCGACAGUAAAAAUAAAAAGGAUAUGGAAGAAAUGAAGGGAAAUCUAGAUAAGCUGAAGAACCUGUCUGAGGAUGACAAGAAAGAAAAUGCGAUGCUGAGAUCUAGAAUUGACGAACAGAGCCAGCUGAUUAUGAUACUAAAACAGAGAGCAGAUGAUGUGCAAGGCAAAACUUCAACGCUGGAGCGAAUUAACAAAGAAUUAAUGGACUUUAGGGGCAAUGCUCAAGAGAUGCUGAAUGCAGAAAUCAGAAAGAAUUCUCUUCUUGAAAAACGUUUUGAUGAACUUGCAUCAAAUCAUCAGGAAAUGAUUAAGAUUAAAGACGAGUAUAAAAGAUCUAAUCAGGAUUUACGGCAGGAGAACUCUCGUCUCAGGGAUGAAAAUUCUCGCUUGUUUUCUGGUGCAAUAGUUGAAAAAGAUCAGCAGAUUUCUGACUUGGAGAAAAAGCUUGCCAGUUUAAAAGAACAGACUAGUAGUCAAGAGAUUAGACAAAGACAAAUCAUUCAAGAUCUGAAAGCUCGGGAACAGGAACUUCAAAAAGAAAUUCAGACAUUGCAGGAGCAGUAUAAAACGGACAUAAAAAACCUCAACAAUAAAUUACAGGAAACAGAGGAGAGGUUAAAAGGUGCUAAUUACAAGUUACAAAACCAACUAGAUGAUAAGAAAUCAGCUGAUUGUGAGUCUCAGAGCAGAAUACAGGCCCUUACAAAAGAGAAAGAUGAACUGCUGGACCUAGCAAUGCAGAGAGGCAAAAUCAUACAGAAAGAACAAUCGGAAAACAAAAAACUACAGAAGAAAAUUGAGGAGACGGAGAAAUCCAUCCGGAGCCUGGAAGAGAAGUUUGAAAGGGAGGCAGCUACAGUGAACGCUAACCUACAGGUGAGAAAGUUACGUGACGAGCUGAGCUCCGCAGAAACUCGCUGUAAAGAAGCGAUUAGGGAUUUUGAGGCUUUUAAGAAAUACUCCAACACGCUGCUGCAAAAAGAGAAAGAAAUCAAUGAGAGACUCCGACAUCUGGCAGAGUAAACUCCCUUAGUAAGGUCACUUCUUGUCAGAAAGAGGCAGAGUAGUCUCCCUUAGUAUUGUCACUUCCUGUCAUGGGGUGUGUCAUUUAGGGCAAUUAAUUAUCUAUUUUUGAAAAUUGUAUUACUAGUUGAGGAUACAUUUGAAAUACAAAUCUUGUUAUGAAAUUGCAUUGAAAAAGGCAAUAAGACCACUUUUCCGUGUUUGUCUUUGAUAAAUUAUUAACUAGUAAAUGAACAUGUACAAUAUUAAUGACAUUUACUGCUGACAAUUCUGCAGUCAAAUAAACUUGUUUGUUUUAAAACAUGAUGCAUCUGAAUUUGAAGAAUAUUAUG